Phyllotreta striolata is the source of this 1068-nucleotide messenger RNA. NCBI's taxonomy places the organism in Eukaryota, Metazoa, Arthropoda, Insecta, Coleoptera, Chrysomelidae. The record is from the annotation of a GenBank genome assembly.
AUGAUGUAUAAAAUAUCCGCAUUUUUCGCUGUAGCACCUUUCUACGAUUUCCAACAAAAACGCCUAAUCCACGCAAAACUCAACUUACUCGUAAUACUUCUAACACUCCUCUACCCUUUAGGAUCAAUAGUUUUGAUGAUCCUUUAUCAGGAUUUCUUAGAAAAGAAAGAAACCACCUCGCUAUUCAUAACCGAGACCAUGAGUUACGUUAGUUACAUAACCGUACCUUUCGUAACAUCUCUCAGUUUGCUGUUCAAAAAAAAUCACUGGGUGGAAUUCAUGCUGAAAAUGAAGGAGAUGCGCGUCAAAAUGAAGCUGAACUCGAAACGGGCGUAUUUUUCCAAAAAAGUACUGCUCGUUGUAUUCUUUUUGCAUCUCGUAGAAUGCGCCAACAUCGGCACUCAUUUAACUCUCGAUAGCAAAGACGUGCUACUCACCACGUACUUUUACUUGUACGAAACAGGAUUGCUCUACAUAAUCCUGUUGUUUUUCUCCAUCAACAGAGUCCUGCAGGUGUCUUAUAAAGAUCUCGACGAUAAAUUCAAAGAGAUCAAUCGAAUUGGCUCGGAACACUCGUUUUGCACGGACAAUUCCGAUGCUAGGAUCAUCGCGAAAUUGCGGGAAUGUUUCUACAUUUACGUGGAUUUGCAUGGUUUCGUUAAAGACGUCAACUGUCUCUUCGGUUGGAUUGUAAUGGUCAUUUUUAUUUACGCCCUAACGAAUUCAGUCGAUAUAUUAAAUUGGUACGUCAACGGAGCAGACAUUCUCAAUGCAGAUCUACUAGAUUUAAUUGUUACUAUAAUAUUUACGAUGUCCGUAAUAAUAUCCUGCAAUCAAACGACCAAUCAAGGGAAACAUUUCAUACGAAUCGCCUAUCUUAUGGAAGAACAUUACACAAUCAACUCCCCGAUUCGAUUGGAACUUAUCAAAAUAGCGGAAUUGGCCGAGAAUUACCUACCCAAAUACAUAAUACUCGGAUUAGUCGACGUCACAGCGAGCACCAUUAUAUCCUUAAUAACAACUCUAUCCACUUACUUGUUAAUAGUCAUACAAUUCAAUCUAUCGUAA